AUGACAACGUCACUGCUCCUCCGCCCGCGCUGGAUCGACCCGGUCAUGUUCCUUUACGAUAACGGCGGCGGUUCGGACGACGCAGGCAAGAACAUGGAAGGAUUCCCGGGAAGCAACUUCGCACCGAGCUCGUGCAGGAAUCUGAUGGCGCACCACCCCGCCUCCGCGUACACGUCGAGCGAGGCGGCGGCAGGGACUGGAGCGGGCGAGCCAGGCAAGCAGUGCAGCCCGUGCUCGGCCACGCAGGGCUCCGGCGGCGCUUCGCUGCCGUACGGCUACUUCGGUGGCGGCUACUAUCCGUGCCGAAUGGCCCACCACCACGGGGGCGGGGGUGGGGUGAAGUCGUGCGCCCAGUCCCCCGCCUCCGCCGCUGCGCCUUACGGGGAGAAAUACAUGGACAUGUCUGCCACUGCUGGCGAGGAUUACGCCACUUCCCGAGCGAAAGAGUUCGCCUUCUACCCGAGCUAUGCCUCCAGUCCGUACCAGCCGGUCCCCAGCUACCUGGACGUGCCUGUGGUGCAGGCUGUGAGCGGGCCCUCGGAACCCAGGCACGAGCCUUUAUUGCCAAUGGAAAGUUAUCAGCCGUGGGCUAUCACCGCCAGCAGCUGGAACGGCCAGGUCUACUGCACCAAGGAACAGCCGCAGACAGGACACAUGUGGAAGUCAUCUUUACCAGAAGCAAUGCCCCACGGAGGGCCAGAAGCCAGUUCAUUCCGUCGAGGGAGGAAGAAACGCGUGCCUUACACCAAGGUGCAGCUGAAGGAGCUGGAGCGAGAGUACGCCGCCAACAAGUUCAUCACCAAGGACAAGCGUCGGCGGAUAUCGGCCCAAACCAAUCUGUCCGAACGGCAGGUCACCAUCUGGUUCCAAAACCGGCGCGUCAAGGAGAAGAAAAUUGUCAACAAAGUGAAAAAUAGCAGUUAG
Molecule: messenger RNA, 924 nt
Organism: Colossoma macropomum (tambaqui)
Lineage: Eukaryota; Metazoa; Chordata; Actinopteri; Characiformes; Serrasalmidae
Gene: hoxa13a
Product: homeobox A13a
Exons: 2
Coding region: 1-924 (307 amino acids)
Biological process (GO): regulation of transcription by RNA polymerase II
Molecular function (GO): RNA polymerase II cis-regulatory region sequence-specific DNA binding; DNA-binding transcription factor activity, RNA polymerase II-specific
Source: RefSeq, a predicted model, not a curated record